Dipodomys ordii (Ord's kangaroo rat) is the source of this 1657-nucleotide messenger RNA. It is a transcript of the gene Opcml, whose product is annotated as opioid binding protein/cell adhesion molecule-like. The coding region runs from base 576 to 1610 and encodes 344 amino acids. Gene Ontology annotation, cellular component: neuron projection. The transcript has 7 exons. The record is from RefSeq and is a predicted model, not a curated record. Lineage: Eukaryota; Metazoa; Chordata; Mammalia; Rodentia; Heteromyidae.
CUAUACAUAUGUGUGAGCUAAUAAAACCUCUCCUCUCCUGGAAGCAGGAGGCUUUGAUGGAUGGCAUCUCCUGCAUGUCAGAGACACUUGCCUUCCUCUUUGGGUUAUAAACUUUUGAUGCCAGAUCUCCGCCGAAGCUGCCCAACUGAAUCUUAAAGUAGCAUCUCGAAGAGACACAGGCGGAGAACGCGCAAUCCGUGACCUUCAUCCCGGCACCUUCCAUCUCCUCCUUUCCUUCCCGGGCUGCCUCCCUCCCUCCCUCCCUUCCCCCCCCCAGGAGGGGGGAGCAUCGAGAAAGCUCUUUUUGGAUGCAGGAGGGGGGCAUCUGGUUCUGCUGGGCUGGAAGGCUGAGGCAGGAACUGAGGAAGAAUUAUUAGACUCCGGAGACUCGGCUUCUCCUUCUCCCUGGCUGCUCCUGGCUGCUCUGUCUCGGUGUCCUCUCUCUCCCCCACCCCUCCAACACACCACCACUCCCCACCCCCAUUUCUGGCUGGUGGUUGGUGUGCGGGACAGGGGGCGGGGGGCACCCGCAUCGUGCCUCGGCCCGGAGUUCUGGGAAGUUGUGGCCAUCGAGGAUGGGGGUCUGUGGGUACCUGUUCCUGCCCUGGAAGUGCCUCGUGGUCGUGUCUCUCAGGCUGCUGUUCCUUGUACCCACAGGAGUGCCCGUGCGCAGCGGAGAUGCCACCUUCCCCAAAGCGAUGGACAACGUGACGGUCCGGCAGGGGGAGAGCGCCACCCUCAGGUGUACCAUAGAUGACCGGGUUACCAGGGUGGCCUGGCUCAACCGCAGUACAAUUCUCUACGCUGGAAAUGACAAGUGGUCCAUAGACCCUCGUGUCAUCAUCCUGGUCAACACACCAACCCAGUACAGCAUCAUGAUCCAAAACGUGGAUGUGUAUGAUGAAGGUCCAUAUACCUGCUCUGUGCAGACUGACAAUCACCCCAAGACUUCUCGGGUCCAUCUCAUAGUGCAAGUUCCUCCCCAGAUCAUGAAUAUCUCCUCAGACAUCACAGUGAAUGAAGGAAGCAGCGUGACCCUGCUGUGUCUGGCCAUUGGCAGACCAGAGCCAACUGUGACGUGGAGACACCUGUCAGUCAAGGGCCAGGGCUUCGUGAGUGAGGAUGAAUAUCUGGAAAUCUCUGAUAUCAAACGUGACCAAUCGGGGGAGUACGAAUGCAGUGCUCUGAAUGAUGUCGCUGCACCAGAUGUGCGGAAAGUAAAAAUCACCGUAAACUAUCCUCCUUAUAUCUCCAAAGCCAAGAACACUGGUGUUUCAGUGGGCCAGAAAGGCAUCUUGAGCUGUGAAGCCUCUGCUGUUCCCAUGGCCGAAUUUCAGUGGUUCAAAGAAGACACAAGGUUAGCCACUGGCCUGGACGGAGUAAGGAUUGAGAACAAAGGCCGUAUAUCCACUCUGACUUUCUUCAAUGUCUCAGAGAAGGAUUAUGGGAACUAUACCUGCGUGGCUACAAACAAGCUUGGAAAUACCAAUGCCAGCAUCACACUGUAUGGGCCUGGAGCAGUCAUUGAUGGUGUAAACUCGGCCUCUAGAGCACUGGCUUGUCUCUGGCUCUCAGGGACCCUCUUUGCCCACUUCUUCAUCAAGUUUUGAUAAGAAAUCCUAGGUCCUCUGAGCAACGCCUGCUUCUCCAUAUCACA